UCACCCUACCAAACCAAUUUGGUUUCAAUUUUCAUCGAGUGUUACAAGUACAGGUGCUUUGGGCCUGGGCUCACCUUGACCCGAAGCAGGGCUCCUUGACCCCGCAGUAGCUGUACACAUACCGGUGGAAGUGCGACUAUACUCUCAACGUGAGAACAGCUGGAAAUGGGUCCUAGCACGGCCAAGCCUCUGCCAUCGUUGCUGGCUUAUGGUAGUCGGACGGGGAAAAGAUAACUCAAUGAAAUUAUCCCAAUCCAAUGGUGAACCUGUCACUGCCACUAGAGAUGCGUGGCAGAGGGUGCGCUCGGUCGGUAAUUUGCGGACGCCGGAUACGACCUCCAGUUUAAAUCAGGCUUCCCGGGACAAGCGCGCUGUGCCCCGUUUGAAAGGACUGAAAAAAAUGAAAGGGGAGGUCCUGAGCCUUACUUUUGUCUCUCACAAGAAACAGAUUAUACAUAGCAUCCUGGCGGGUCUGUAUUCCUUUUUUUUUGUCGAGGCCAGUUUAAUUCCGGAACCUCAGGCGGACAAACUCGAUUAAUCCUGUCCUUCUAUCAAAAGCAGAGGUCGGAAGAACCCCGAAUAGUCGACUGGAAAACUAGGGAAACUCCGGAUAGCCUCGAGGCUAUCGAGGUUCGAGGCUCAACAUGGAGAAGCUUUAUAAGUUGAGCAGAACUGGGCGGAGUAUACGGCCAGUCUCCCCUUUAAACUUUUUCCUUAACACCCACUUCCCUGGCUUCCAUGAAAACCGAACUGACACGAACACCUGGCUUCAAACCAACGUCAUCUUCAUUUCUAAGGCAGACAAGGCCGCGCACGCUGCCCCCAAAGACCGAUAGGUCUGUUGCCCUUCCCUUAAGCGCCCAGGAGUUCCUUUUCUGCAAGGAGUACACCUUCCCCGACAUAGAAGGCACCUUUAAUGUAAUCCAUCAGCCAUCACAGGUGCACUGACGGUGAGCCUAAUCGAUCAGAUGCUACAAUGCGCAACCGUUGGGACCAAACACGACUAUUGCGUGUGCAACGUGCAACGUCAAAAAGAAAAUCGUUUUCAAUAUGUAAAAAAUUUAAAUCUGAAACGAUCAAACGAUUUUUAGGCAUUGUAAAAGUUUUAUUAAAAACAUACGAUAUUUAUUAAUUUUAUUAAUGGUACAUCAUAGUGUCUGUGCUUUGAUACAGACACAUAUAGGCAUCGCAAAAAAUACGCUUGGCGUGAUCAGGUAGAACUUUAUCAUUAGGUGAUGUUUCAUUAAUAGAGCGCGCACCUUCAUCGGAAAGCCACUGUGUUAAUUCGGGAACACAUGUCAUUUCCGGUAUGUUAUAUCCAUUCUGUUCACCUAAAAGAAAAUAUAAAGCGCAUAUGUAAAAUGUAUCGUAUUGGUUUCAAUGCACAAUAUUUUAUUAAAGGAUGGCGGACCGGAUGGAUCGCUGUAUUCAAAUCAAGAGAAAACUCGGUCCGCAAAGCCUCCAGCACAAUAAAUAAAAAUUUAACUGUGAAAGCUGACAUCACAUGGCAAGUGUGACCCCGAACAACCAUCACCAGUGUAUAUAUAUAAUGUAACUUACCCUUUCUAUCAGCCAUUGAAUCGAAAAAACACCAUGGUGCAUCUGGCCCAGAACCUGAUUUUACAAACGCUACAUAAUGAGAUGUUUCUAUA
Messenger RNA from Drosophila pseudoobscura, 1652 nucleotides. RefSeq lists its product as uncharacterized. The record is from RefSeq and is a predicted model, not a curated record. The transcript has 2 exons. NCBI's taxonomy places the organism in Eukaryota, Metazoa, Arthropoda, Insecta, Diptera, Drosophilidae. The coding region runs from base 209 to 538 and encodes 109 amino acids.